AUGGGUCUCAAGUCCUUUCUUAUUUUGGGAUUGUUUCUACAGCUGCUCUCUGCUGACAAGCUGCAUACUCGCCAGAGCGUUGACUGCGACUUCAGUGUGGCCGCCAGCAAUGGAGACACAUGCCAGUCCUUCACUAGGAUGUGGCUCGUUAACUUUGACAAAUUCCUAUUGUUGAAUCCCGGUAUCGAUUGCUCCUCCCUUUCAGGUGGUCAACUCUAUUGUCUGAAGGGUAACGUCACUUCAGUCUCGACUACCUCUAUGGCGACGGCGUCCACAACCACUACAAUGCCAUCGCCCACAACCCCCCUCUGUGAUGACAUCAUCCACAACAACUUCUACAGUAACUACCACGUCCACUACUCCUACACCUAG
Messenger RNA from Aspergillus tanneri, 372 nucleotides. RefSeq lists its product as uncharacterized. The record is from RefSeq and is a predicted model, not a curated record. NCBI's taxonomy places the organism in Eukaryota, Fungi, Ascomycota, Eurotiomycetes, Eurotiales, Aspergillaceae. The coding region runs from base 1 to 372 and encodes 123 amino acids. The transcript has a single exon.